AUGGCGUCCACACAGAUCGUCCUCUUUGAUCUGCCAUCCAAGGACCCGCUCGUUACCUGGACACCAAACCCGUGGAAGACUCGCCUUGUCCUGAACUUCAAAGGUCUUGAUUAUCGGACCGAAUGGGUUGAAUAUCCCGAUAUCAAACCGACCCUUGAGAGCCAUGUCUCCCCGGAUGCUGGGGGCACCUAUACUAUCCCCACAAUCGCUCUCCCAGAUGGAAAGUAUCUAAUGGACUCGCGGAAAAUCACGGACUACCUUGAAGAAGCCCAUCCCCAACCAACACUACGCCUCGACUCGCUGUAUCUUCUCAAGGUUGAGGAUCUCUGGAGUCAAUAUAUGGGCGCGCUCCGUCCCGUUUUCAUUCCUGAAAUACCGAAGCGUUUGCUCAACGACGCAAGCAUCGACUACUGGUAUACCACCCGUGAACGUAUGUUCAAUAUGCCACUGGACCGGGUUGAGAAGGAGCUUGGGGGAGAACGGGGAUGGAACGAGACUACCUCGGUGAUUCAGGAGAUCACUGCCCUGCUGAGUGAGAACAAAGGCCCCUUUUUUGAAGGGGAAAUUGUUGGCUAUGCGGACUUCGUGUGGGCCAGUGUCCUCUUGUUCCUCGCGAGAAUCGGUCCAGACUUUCUCGACGAGGCGCUUAAGAGAAGUGGCAAUGCCCAAGUGCAUCUUGACCUUCUGGAGGCUGUGAAGCCGUGGUCGAGCAAGGAUCAUUAGGAGCACGACAUUGUCUUAGAUGCCAGGCAGUGGGAUAUUGCCGAUUAGUAUAUAGUGGGGGAAG
Molecule: messenger RNA, 787 nt
Organism: Aspergillus steynii IBT 23096
Lineage: Eukaryota; Fungi; Ascomycota; Eurotiomycetes; Eurotiales; Aspergillaceae
Product: glutathione S-transferase family protein
Exons: 4
Coding region: 1-723 (240 amino acids)
Source: RefSeq, a predicted model, not a curated record